AUGGGCAAGUAUCCUCGAAAGAAGAACAACCAGAACAACCGAGACAAAAACGACGACGGUCGACGUAAGUCCGGCUGGGAGGACGUUGUAAAGGAGAACGAAAAGUGGGAGAAGUACUACAAGGCCCAGGGUAUUGUUCCCGAGGCUGAGUGGGAUGCUUUCAAGACCGCUUGCCAGUCUCCUCUUCCCGUCUCUUUCCGAGUGACCGGAUCUACUGAGCUCACCGACGAGAUCCAGGCUGCUAUCGUCGACGACUACGUGCCCCAUCUUUCUGGCCUUGUUUUUGAGGGUGAGGAAGUUGUGCCUCCCCAGAACAUCAAGUUCUACCCCAACAACCACGGAUGGCAGUUCAACGUUCGAAAGACUGUUGUUCGAAAGCAGAAGCUUUUCUCUCGUUUCCACCGAUUUCUGGUGCUUGAGACUACUGCUGGUAACAUUUCUCGACAGGAGGCUGUCUCUAUGAUUCCUCCCAUUCUGCUUGACGUCCAGCCCUCCGAUGCUGUUCUUGAUAUGUGCGCUGCUCCCGGUUCCAAGACCGCCCAGCUCAUCGAGGCCGUUCACGCAGGAGGCGAUCUCAACCCCUCCGGUUUCGUCAUUGCCAACGACUCCGACUACAAGCGUUCUCAUAUGCUUAUCCACCAGGUCCAGCGUCUCAACUCGCCCAACCUGAUUGUCACCAACCACGACGCCCAGAUGUACCCCAAGGUCGCUAUUGCCGCCAAGGGCGUUGAUGGUGCCAAGUCCAACGAGUACCUAAAGUUUGACCGAAUCCUGUGUGAUGUUCCCUGCUCUGGAGACGCUACCAUGCGAAAGAACGUCAACGUGUGGCCCGACUGGACCCCCGGCAACGCUCUGGGUCUCCACCAGCUGCAACUCAACAUUCUCAUGCGAGGAAUCCAGCUGCUUAAGCCCGGAGGACGUCUCGUCUACUCCACCUGUUCUCUCAACCCCAUCGAGAACGAGGCUGUUGUUGCCGAGGCUCUGCGACUCUCUAAAGGCUCCGUGCACCUGAUUGAGUCUCGAGGCGAUAUCCCCAACCUUAUCAAUUCCAAGGGAAUGACCGACUGGAAGGUCCAGGCUAAGGGCAACAAGGAUGGCUGGAACAACAAGGGUGACGAGGGCUGCACCGACUCCUGGUUCCCCCCCACCGACGAGUCCAUCAAGGAGCAGCUCACCAAGUGUAUCCGAGUCUACCCCCACACCCAGGACACUGGCGGUUUCUUCAUUGUCGCCUUUGAGAAGGCCAAGGAUGUCGAGGAGGAGGACGACAAGAAGCGAGUUGCCGAGGAUGAAACCCGAGACGCCAAGCGUGUCAAGGUUGAUGCUAGUGACAUCAUCGAUGCUGCCAAGGAGACCGCCUCGGACGCUAAGGAGGCCGUUGUCGAUGCUGCUGAGACCGUCAAGGAGGCCGUUACUGAUGCUGCCGAGACUGUCAAGGAGAAGUUUGAGGGUGUUGUUGCUGAGGUCAAGGAAGACGCUAAGGAUGAGGAGCCCAAGAAGUCCAAGAAGAUGCCCUACGACGCCAACGAGGAGCCCUUUGUCUUCGUCGACCCCAACCACGAGGAGCUGCAGAAGUGCUGGGACUUUUACAAGUUCAACGACCAGUUCCCCCGAGACUCCAUGAUGGUCCGAAACCACACCGGUGAGCCCACCCGAACUAUUUACUACACUUCGCCCAGCAUCAAACCCAUUCUUGAGCUCAACGCCAACCGACUCAAGUUUGUGCAUGCUGGUACUCGAUUUUUUACCCUGCAGAAGAACGAGGACACAUGCAAGUGGCGAAUCCAGAGCGAGUCCGUCAACCGAGCCUUUCCCUAUAUUGGAGCUCGAGUUGUCAAAGGCAAUCUUGACAUCAUUAAGUUCCUGGCUACUACUGAGUUCCCCAAGUUUGAGAUUCUCGAGAAGGAGUACCCCGAGUUUGCCAAGGAAGUUUCUGCUCACACCGAGGGUUGCCUGAUCCUCACAGCUCAGUACAACGAUCGAGAGAUCUGUCUUCCCAUGUGGAGAGGAAAAAUGAGUGCCAACCUGAUGAUCAACAAGCAGGACAAGGAGGAGUUCCUCCACCGAGUCUUCAAGAUCGAGGGUAUUAAGACCCGAGGUCAGCAGCAGCAGCAGAAGCCCGUUGCCGCCGAGUCUGCCGAGCGAGCCCAGGGCCAGGCCGAGGCUGCCAAGGCUGUCGAGGAGGCAAAGCAGGAGAACGAGCAGGCCGAGAUUGCCGAUGAGAUUGUUGAGGAGAAUGUCGUUGAGAAGGCGGAAUAA
Yarrowia lipolytica CLIB122 is the source of this 2259-nucleotide messenger RNA. RefSeq lists its product as uncharacterized. The record is from RefSeq and is a predicted model, not a curated record. Gene Ontology annotation, molecular function: tRNA binding; tRNA (cytidine-N5)-methyltransferase activity. Lineage: Eukaryota; Fungi; Ascomycota; Dipodascomycetes; Dipodascales. Gene Ontology annotation, biological process: tRNA methylation. Gene Ontology annotation, cellular component: cytoplasm; nucleus.